Messenger RNA from Motacilla alba alba, 3655 nucleotides. It is a transcript of the gene RAB9B, whose product is annotated as RAB9B, member RAS oncogene family. Gene Ontology annotation, biological process: retrograde transport, endosome to Golgi; Rab protein signal transduction. The transcript has 2 exons. The record is from RefSeq and is a predicted model, not a curated record. Lineage: Eukaryota; Metazoa; Chordata; Aves; Passeriformes; Motacillidae. Gene Ontology annotation, molecular function: GTPase activity; GTP binding. Bases 394 to 999 code for a protein of 201 amino acids. Gene Ontology annotation, cellular component: late endosome; lysosome; phagocytic vesicle.
GGAGGAAGGUGUUCCCUGGACAGUCCUGGAGACAGACCAGGUACAGUACGACAGCCCAACAAACCUCUUAUUCCAUGUCAGGCCUUUACCCUAGCCUGCAGACUGUCCCUGGGAGGGGGAGGAUGCACUGGCACUUGGCCUUGAGGGUGCUGACUAAGGAACCUGUGGUGUCUGGGUUGUUGCAAUGUGAACCUGCAGCUGAGCCCGAGCAAACUGGGCUGUGACGGGCGCUGCCAGCAAAGAGCAGCUGUUCCCUGUGCCUUGGAAACCCCUUCCGAGCCACGGAGAUCACGCGCAGCUGCGCUGGCAAGAACCCACGAGUGAAAUGGCUGUUUUGUACUAUUUCUAAACCCUGCAGAUUGCCCUGGUCCCCUCCCCCUCCGUCCAGCUGCAAUGAGUGGCAAGUCCUUGCUCCUAAAGGUCAUUCUCCUGGGAGAUGGUGGAGUUGGGAAGAGCUCCCUCAUGAAUCGGUACGUCACCAACAAGUUUGACUCGCAGGCGUUCCACACCAUUGGGGUGGAGUUCUUGAACCGGGACCUGGAGGUGGACGGGCGAUUUGUGACCCUCCAGAUUUGGGACACUGCGGGACAGGAGAGGUUCAAGAGCCUGCGGACGCCCUUUUACCGGGGAGCAGACUGCUGCCUGCUGACCUUCAGCGUGGAUGACCGGCAGAGCUUUGAGAACCUCACUAACUGGCAGAAGGAGUUUAUCUAUUAUGCUGAUGUGAAGGACCCUGAACACUUCCCAUUUGUAGUCUUGGGCAACAAGAUAGACAAACUGGAGAGACAGGUGAGCACAGAGGAGGCACGGGCCUGGUGCAUGGAAAACGGUAACUAUCCGUACCUGGAGACUAGUGCCAAGGAUGACACCAAUGUAACAGUGGCCUUUGAGGAAGCUGUGCGACAGGUGCUGGCAGUGGAGGAGCAGCUGGAGCACUGCAUGCUGGGCCACACCAUUGACCUGAACUCCAGCUCCAAAUCGGGCUCAUCCUGUUGCUGAGAGUGGCUGCUGCUUUGGGAGCGGCGCUCGAGCCAGCAGCUGGAUCAAACACACCUGGGCAGCCCUGGGCCACUCUGAGGAGGGUGGCCACAAGGACAAGAGGUGGUUUGCUCACUAGGGAGCUGCAGCCUCGCCAUCUGAAUCCUGCCUGGAGUUUUCAGGCACAGAGCAUGUAUCUGCAGGAGGGAGCUGUUAACAGAGCAUGGGAGCAUAGUCUUGCUUCCAUCUCUGCCUGUUUUAGCAGGUUUAAAGGGCUGAGUUAAAGCCCUUUAAAUUCCCUAAAGACAAUAGGGAUUUGUUCUCUACCAAGAACUGCCUGCAGAGCAAAGCUGAGAGCAUCCUAGACACUGAAGUAUUUUAGUCCUGAAAUUAAAAAAAAAAAAAUUAGACCCACUCAUGACCAUACUGCCAAAGGAAAUCCCACUCAACAUACUGAACAAAACCUGUCAUAAAGACUCUGGCCCACGUGACUGUGAGAAAGCCAAAUACUGGAGUGGCUGGGAUGUGUGUCUGUUGUUUGGGAUAAGUGCAUUGUGUCCUGAGGCUGAAUUGUGAUGAGAAUUGUUAGAGCUCUGACCUGAAGCAACAUGUGAAGGAGAGAUGGGCCUGUGUUUGAAUGUGACAGUAUUGUUUCUUCAUAGCCGCCUAUUUCUGGUCUGUUUUUCCUCACCUCUAACUUUGUCUUGUGUGAGUGUUAUUUUUUGGAGAGACUGUCUGCUUGUUGUUUAAUACAUGUUUCCUUGUCUCUUGUGGAAGCUCAGCCUUGAAGCCCUGGGUGAAAAACACCGAUGUGGACGCUCACUGGGUCAUGUCAAAGGGUUACUCAGGAGAUCUGGAGUGUGACACUGGAGUGUGACACUUCAGCUGGUUUCUGUCACAAGUAAUCACUGUGUUCAGGUGAAGUGCUCUAGCAGAGCAGAUGGCGGGUGGGUGGGCUGUCUCCUAGGUGUGCAGCUGGCUGGGGCCUCAUGCGUGGUCAGCUGUUAAACCCGCUCGCUGUCUGGCACCAGUGACCGCUGUGCCUCAUUAGCCGGCACAGCCAUGCCUUCGGUUGCUCCAGUGUGGAUGUUCCCGUGUGAAUGCUGCAGCAUGGAACCAUUCACCUGGUGGGUCAGGCACAGUGCUGCAGGCACAGUUAGCCCCUGCCAUCGGCCUGGCCCUUGAUCCCUCACAGGAAACCCAGGAUGUUUUAUCUGUAAUUCCUGUGACAGACUGGUCAAGUGUCUGCUGGGUAACUGACUGCUGUGUUCAGUCCAGUGGGGAGAAAGCUGUACUGCUUUUUCUGUUCAAGGUGGCUGAAAAACGGGCAUGGGGGACCCAAGGAGCCUUCUGGAAGGGAUGCCAGGCUUUGCUCCCAUCUCCUGCCUUCUGCUAGGUGUUAGUCCCAGGCUGGCUGUGUAGCAGAGAUGAGCUUGCUGACUGCUGUCUUUGCCAUUCAAACCUCGUGUCCUGCAACCUCCCAUGCGAGCAUUUGGCCAAAGCUGUGGCUGCCCACAGGCACGUAGGAGCCUGCCUCGAGCACGUAUCCACUGGCUGCCGAGUGAUUCCCACUGUGAUCAGCUGCUGGAUGGUAAAUUUUAUAGCUCAAAUCAAGCAACCCUCCCUUAAGCUGUGCUUUAGAGCAGGGCAGUCUCUGCCCUGUGCUGGCAGCUCGUCCCCAUCAAGGCACAGUCUCUGAGCAUGCAGAGCAUGAGCAUUUUCCCCAGUUUCUUCUGAGGUGACCCCGGGAGAUACUGCCCUUGUCUGCAGAGCAGCUGUGUGUGGAAGGGACUGGAGUAUUAAUGCUUUAGGGGGAUCUAAUUUCUAAACAGGCCUGAACAGGGCCUGUAUUCAUGGGGAGCGAAUGCUAUGUAGGCAGCUCCCUGAAGGAGAAGGUUCUGCCUCUGUAGGUGAAAGAGAUUUUUACAGGAUGUUAUUGUUACUGUUUGUUUAACUGUGUCUGACCUCCUGAGGCCUCUGAAUUUUUCUUCAUUAGCACUGCUUGAUAUUUCCUUCAAGGUCCCAUGCUCUGUGACCUGUGGUUCCAGUUUCCAUCCCUGGACAGGCUCAUUCCUUGGAGCUGGUUUGUGCAGGGGUUCAGGAUAAGAACAGACUCAAGUCCCUGUGUGUUGUCCCCCUGGCAGAGAGCCUGCUGAGGGAGCUCCCUGCAGGUGAAACUGCCACUUUCCCAUGGAUUUCCUGGGACCUGUGUGAGGACUGGCACCUCCUAUGGCAGAGGGCAGAGAUUCAGCGUGCCACAGUGCAGGAGGCACAUGUGCAGCUGUUUGCAGCACCCCGUGUGUGUCAAUGCUGGUAGCUAAAGCUCAAGAGCCUCGUUGUGCACAUGUUACACAGCACCUUUUAUUUCUAACAGACAUUGGAUCACUGAUUUUUUUUUAUAUUAAAACCCCCCUAUUAUAUUAGGCUUACGUGUUUUAUUUGGUUUUUUUAAAAGGUAGAGUAUAAUAUAUUUCAGUUGUUUAAUUUAUUUUAAAUGAAACGCACAAUUCCCAAAGGAGCCAGGAUUUUGAACUCUGUUGCAAAUUCAGUGCCAACAGCCAUCCCUUCCCGUGUCCCCUCGUGCUGCUGCGGUUGUUGCUAUUGCUACAGAACUGGAAUUGUAAAACCAAGAUUUUACCUUUAUUUAAGCAAAUAAAACAUGGAUGUAUUCAAGUGA